UUGUUCAGCCGCGGGAGGAGGCCUGGUCCCUGGCGCCGGCGCCGACACGCCGCUUAGCGGUGGCCCCUGGAGAGGCUGCCUCCUCUUCCCUCCGCUCCUCCUCCUCCUCCUCCCCCUCUCCCUCCUCCUCCUCUUGGCGGCUAGUGAGUGAGGCUGCCUGGGGGACCCGGGAGCAGCCCUGUCCCCCCGGCGGCUCGGGCCGCGAUGAGGUCGGCCUGAGCCGAGCGCCCGCGCGCCGCCUCCUUUUCCCUUCCUUCCUUCCUCCCUGCCUGCGGCCCCUCGGCCACCCCGCACCUCCUCACUCCCCGACGGCUCCUCGCGCGGGGCCCCGGACCCCCGAGGGAAGAUGGCCGCGGAAGCCGCGCGGAGCUGGCAGGACGCGCUGGCCCAGCAGGCCGAGGAGGGCUCGGCCCCGUUGCGGGAGCUACUGUCGGCCGGCCUCUACCUGCUGCGUACCGAGCUGGGCCUCGACCUGGGACUGGAGCCGCACAGCUACCCGGCCUGGGUGAUCCUGCUGGGCACGGCCGCGCUCGGGCUGCUGCUCCUGCUCCUGCUCGGGCUGGGAUGGGCCGCGGCGUGCGCCGGAGCCCGCCAGAGACGGAGGAGCCCGCCCCGCCGGCGGGAGGAGGCGCCGGCCCCGGCCCCGGUCCCGGAGGACGGAGCCCUGCUGAAGAGUCUCAAGAGCGAGGAUUCGAGGAAGAAGAACCGGAAGAGAGUCGCCGAGAAGCCCAAGCCAAAUGGACGGACUGUGCUUGAAGUGCCAGAGGAGGAAGUGGUCACAGCUCCUCGAAGAGAAGCAGCAAAACAACAGCACCAACAGUUGCCCCAGCAGCAACAGCCCCAGCAGCAGCAGCCUCAGCAGCAGCAGCAGCAGCAGCAGCAGCAGCAGCAGCUAGAUGCAGAAAAGAAAAACGAGAAGUUAAAGAAAAAUAAGAAGAAAUCAAAGUCAGAGGUUAAAGCAGUGCAGAACAGUUCACGCCAUGAUGGAAAGGAAGUUGAUGAAGGAGCCUGGGAAACUAAAGUCAGUAACAGAGAAAAACGGCAGCAGCGUAAGCGCGACAAGGUGCAGCCUGAUACUGGUCCCUUGGAUCCGGCUGUUUCGGGGAUAGAAAGUGCCUAUACAGUAACCACUGAGCAGCUUAUUACACCUUCGUUUCCCGUUGGUUCCAGGAAGAAUAAAGGUGAUUCUCUUCUCAGUGUUCAAGGUAGCAACUUUAAGUCUGGAAAAGGAGAUCUCAGCCUUCAGGGAUUGAACGAAAACCCUACUGUAAAUGGAGGCAGCUGGAAUGAAAAGUCAAUAAAAAUCCCUUCACAGAUCAGUGCAGGUGAGGAGAAAUGGACAUCUGUGUCAUCUGCUUCAGCUGGAAAGAGGAAGAUUGAGCCAUCUAUUUGGGGUCAGGAUACUGGAGAUACUAGUGCAAAUGGAAAAGACUGGGGUGUGUCCCUGGUGGGAAGGACCUGGGGUGAACGUUCAUUAUUCCCUGGCAUUGCUUCUUGGUCUGGUAACGUGGACAGGAGGGUAAAUAAUGCCACUGAGCAGAAUUCUGCUCCCUUUCCAUCUCUGGCAAUCAACACUGCAGUUUCUGGGUCUACCACUGAGGUUUCUCAGUCUUCUGCUUCUGAUUUUCAGUGGGAUGUAAGCCGUAAUCAACCCCAUAUCGAUGAUGAAUGGUCUGGGUUAAAUGGACUUUCAUCUGCUGAUCCCAGCUCCGAUUGGAAUGCUCCAGCUGAAGAGUGGGGGAAUUGGGUAGAUGAAGAGAAGGCUUCAUUUCUGAAAUCCCAAGAGUUAGUACAUGAUGAGAAAUUUUCAGAUGAUGAUAAAGAAAAGGACGACAUGCCUCUUCAGAGUUCUGCAUCUGGUAAAUCUAAAAAGAAGAAAAAGAAAAAGAAGAAGCAAGGUGAAGAAAGUAAUUCUCCUGCACAGGAUACAGAAGAAUUAGAGAAAGAGUUUAGAGAAGAUUACCCAAUGGAGACCUCUAAAGUCCAUCCAAAACAGAAAAAAGCUCUUUCUUUGAAGACCCUGAGCACUAGUGAUCCACCUGAAGUACUCAUCAAAAGUAGCCAGCCUGUUAAGACUCUUCCACUUGCUGUUUCUACCGAGCCAUCUGUAAUUUUAUCACAAAAUGAAUCUGACAAGAUCCCUUCCCAAGUGCCCCAGACGCUACAAGAGACAGCUGUUUCCAAGCCUAAUCUUAAGCAGAAUAGUGUGCCUCCUUCCCAGACCAAGUCUGAAGCUAGCUGGGAAUCUCCCAAACAAGUAAAAAAGAAGAAAAAAGCUAGACGAGAAACGUGAAUGUUUUAUCCUGAAUUGGACAUGUGUUGUGCAGACACUGUCUUGAAGAUUAUGCUGUUUAUGCAAUAAUUUGUGAACAUGUACAGAAUUUUAUAUAAAUUUCAACUGAUUUUUAAAGACAAAACUGCUGUGAAUGCAACCAUCAUUAAAAUGGAAUCAAAGGAAAGUUAAUUUGCAAAAUUAAGAGCUCAGCAGAACAUGCUACAUUGCUGGAAGACACUUAGGAGUCUCUUUUUCAAUUUUAUGAACUAUCUUAAUUUAAGAAUAUAGAUCUCCUGGUUUUACAACAGUGCCCUGUUUACAACAGAUUGUGUUCUGUCUCAUCUGCAGCUGAGGAUUUAGAGGCCUGUUUAGAGAGAGGAUUGGAUAUAAAAUAGUGGAUGUUUUUUGCAUCUUUGAUUCACAGAUUGUCUACCAUUUGAAUUUGCUUCACGUGUAAAUCAAAGUGCUUUGAUUAAUUGCAUAAUCUUCCAUAUUUUGCAUAUUUUUUGGUAGCAAUGUGUAUUAAAGGAGUCACAAGUGCAAAUACAAAAUCAUUUAUUGUCAUUUGUUUAGCUGAGCCAUUACGGUUUAGUUGACAGUUAAAGAAAAAAUGGUUUCAAUUAAAAGAUCAGAAAUACAAUUGACACUUGAGUAUGGGUUCAUGAAGUUAUUUUUGAUAGUCUUAAAUUACUUGAAUUCUUCAAAGUGCAGUAUAUUUUUAAUUAUAUUACAAAAACUCAACUAUGUGUAUAUGGUCUUCUUUCUGUUGUUUCCUUUUAAAAGUUCAUGCUCAUGUUUAAUUGCUCAUUUUUAAUGAUGUGAACUCUUAGUCAAACUCUAAUUCACCUUUUCCUUUUCCCAAGAAAUUAUUUUUACCAGCUUCAGCUUUGUUCUCUUUGUUGCUAAAAUGUCUUUUGACUUUAAAAUUGAAAUCAUUCACACGCUAGUUAUAUAAGACAUCAAAGUUUGAUGGAGAAUGGAAGACUAAAAUCAGACAGCUUUAAUUGACAUUGUCAAGAACUCCAGUUAUCAGGAAUACAUUUUUUUACUGCCUUAACCUGUAGUGUGUAGAAUAUGCAUCUAAAUUUCUUGAGGGGGGAUUAGUGUUUUUAUAAGAAUUUUCAUGUAAGUAUUGCAGUUGUAGUUAAAUAAGGAACAUUUCCCACUUGAAACUGUAUUGAUUUAAAUGAUGUGUGAAAUGUUCCAUUUUCAGGCACUGUGUAAUUAUAUUGUAAUGAACUGGCAGGUAUCUUUGUAUCUAUAAAUAGUGCAUGCUCAGCCAUGUACACUGUAAAUAGCCUUUACCAAAUGUGUUUGACAAGGACCAUAAUUAACAUCCCUUAGUGAAUUGUGAUCAAGAAAAAAAAAAAAGCCAUGAAUUAUUUGAUGGGAUUGGCUUAGUUGUUUUUAUGUGCUCAGAGAAAUUGUUUGUAACAGCUGUAACCAAUGGUACUGAUCCAACCAUCCAAUGUUGUCUUAUUUUACUUGACUGCAGUUUGUUAGUUAUUGAAUGCUAGAAAGGGCGGAGAAACAAAAUGACUUUAGUUUUGCUGAAGAUUGGCCUUCAUCAAUGAACCGCUUUCCUAAUAAUGAUUGCUAACUUUUAUACAGGUGUUAACAUCUGUUUCAGGAACAUGGCAGUAUGUUUACAUGUUCAGAGUUUUGUUUAAUUCAGUGAAAUUUCUAAGUUGAUUUGUUUAAAUAAAUUGAGCAAAUGAUAGCUUUGUUUUGUUUUAUUUUGCUUUAUGGGAGUAAAUAAUAGCUAAUGUGAUGCUGGAUUUUUUAAACAUUAUUUUCUUUGGUUAACUUUAAAUUUAAUAUUUCCUCAAAGACUUAAGGACCCUGGUUUAUCUGCCAGAACUUCUUAUAGCUCUUCCCCAGGGGGAAGAAGGGGAAAGAAAGAGCCUGAGUAAUUAAGAAAUGUGCCAAAAGGUCUUUGUUUAAAAGAAUAUCUUGGGUGUCAGUUAUUGAAAUGUAAACUUAUCAUUUCUGGUAAUAAAUGUCAUUCUUCUAGGCACUCAUCAUCUAAUGGAUUUUAUUUUAUAGUCUCUUUAGUUCUAUGUUUGUAUGUAGAUACUGCAGAGCAAUAUUUAAGUCCAUACUGUUUAUUUUCUUAAUUAAAAAUAUGUUCAUACAACUUAAAUGUUUGAUAAAUCUACAUUUUUUUUACCCAGUACUUCCAUUUGAUUUCAUUAUGGUUGAUGGUUUUGAAGUUUUUGUGUAAAUUCAGUGUAUACAUAGAACUACUUUUCAAAGAGACUUAAAGAAUGCUGUGUCAUGUAAGAUGUUUUGCUUGUUAUCAAUAAAACCUCCUCCUUUUUU
Molecule: messenger RNA, 4597 nt
Organism: Dromiciops gliroides (monito del monte)
Lineage: Eukaryota; Metazoa; Chordata; Mammalia; Microbiotheria; Microbiotheriidae
Gene: MTDH
Product: metadherin
Exons: 13
Coding region: 347-2293 (648 amino acids)
Biological process (GO): positive regulation of canonical NF-kappaB signal transduction; regulation of transcription by RNA polymerase II; negative regulation of apoptotic process
Cellular component (GO): nucleus
Molecular function (GO): transcription coregulator activity
Source: RefSeq, a predicted model, not a curated record